GAGCCCCAGGCUACAUGUCCAUAGCACCCAGGGGUUCCGCCUUCACUUGUCUUCUUGAGGCAUCUCAGAGCCUGCGCUCCCCUCUCCCCGCCUACCAGGGGAGACCUGUGUUCUAGAUUUGGCGCUGACACUCCCCAGGUAUCUUCCUAUCUCCUAGAGCCUCAGUUUGACCUCCAUAAAAUAGGGUGAUUUAAGGGUCCUCCCAGCCCCCAGUCCUGAGGUCCUUUACUCUGGACUCUUUCAUCAUGUGCUCCAGAACUUGGGGGAAGAAGUCAAGAGUGUAGCAAUUCCAGAGGCUCCCUGGAAGAGGCGUUGACGGUUUCUCAACCGGAUAAAGUUAAGUGGCAUUAAGUUCUAGCCGUCUUAUUUUAAGUGUGAUCAGUUGAGUCUUGGUCACCCAGCCAUACUUUUUGUUCCCUGCGUUUCUUUCUGUAAACGCCCUCAAGCUCAGCCCAGAAGAGAGUGGGGCAGUCUGGGUAUGGAGGUGAAAGUUUGGAGGGUGACCCGGGGAGCUGACAACGUGCAUCUGCCUUUGGUGCUUGCUCCUGCAGGGAGUGCUUGAUGCCCCCUCGCUAGGCCACCCCCCAUGCUGCCCCUGUCCCGCUGGCUGAGAUCUGUGGGGUUCUUCUUGCUGCCAGCCCCCUGCUGGGUGCCCCGGGAGAGGUGGCUGGGUUCCCUACGGCAGCCCUCCCUGGUGCAUGGGUGCCCAGUCCUGGGGGCCUGGCACAGUGCCCGCUGCUGGUGCCAAGCAUGGACAGAGGAGCCUCGAGCAUUUUACUCCUCCCUCAGAAUGAAUGGAGACCAGAAAUUGGAUGUUUAUGCCCAAGAAAGGCAGGAUUUCAUCCAGCACUUCUCCCAGAUUGUCAAGGUGCUGACUGAGGAGGACAUUGGACACCCAGAGACAGGAGAUGCUAUUGCCCGACUCAAGGAGGUCCUGGAGUACAAUGCCAUCGGAGGCAAGUACCAUCGGGGUUUGACAGUGCUGGUAGCGUUCCGGGAGCUGGUGGAGCCCAGGAAGCAGGAUGCUGAAAGUCUCCGGCGGGCCCUGACCGUGGGCUGGUGUGUGGAACUGCUCCAAGCCUUCUUCGUGGUGUCAGACGACAUCAUGGAUUCAUCCCUCACCCGACGGGGCCAGAUCUGCUGGUAUCAGAAGCCAGGCAUAGGUUUGGAUGCAAUCAAUGAUGCUUUCCUUCUGGAAGCAUGUGUCUACCGCCUGCUGAAGUUCUACUGCCGGGAGCAGCCCUAUUAUAUGAACCUGAUUGAGCUCUUCCUGCAGAGUUCUUAUCAGACUGAGAUCGGACAGACCCUGGACCUCAUCACGGCCCCCCAGGGCAAUGUAGAUCUUGGCAGAUUCACUGAAAAGAGGUACAAAUCUAUUGUCAAGUACAAGACAGCUUUCUACUCCUUUUACCUUCCUGUAGCUGCUGCUAUGUAUAUGGCGGGCAUUGAUGGGGAGAAGGAGCAUGCCAAUGCCAAGAAGAUCCUGCUGGAGAUGGGAGAGUUCUUUCAGAUUCAGGAUGAUUACCUUGAUCUCUUUGGGGAUCCCAGUGUGACGGGCAAGAUCGGCACUGACAUCCAGGACAACAAGUGCAGCUGGCUGGUGGUUCAGUGUCUGCAACGGGCCUCUCCGGAACAGCGCCAGAUCCUGCAGGAGAACUAUGGGCAGAAGGAGGCCGAGAAGGUGGCCCGGGUAAAGGCGCUAUACGAGGAGAUGAAUCUUCGGGCUGUGUUCACGCAGUACGAGGAACACAGUUACAGCCACAUUAUGGGUCUCAUUGAGCAGUAUGCUGCGCCCCUGCCCCCAGCCAUCUUCUUGGGGCUAGCAAACAAGAUCUACAAGCGGAAAAAGUGACUUAGAGACUGUGAAGGUGGAGGGGGAGGCUCUCAAUAAAUUGUUGUCUAACCUGUG
Lagenorhynchus albirostris (white-beaked dolphin) is the source of this 1909-nucleotide messenger RNA. It is a transcript of the gene FDPS, whose product is annotated as farnesyl diphosphate synthase. Gene Ontology annotation, cellular component: cytoplasm. NCBI's taxonomy places the organism in Eukaryota, Metazoa, Chordata, Mammalia, Artiodactyla, Delphinidae. Gene Ontology annotation, biological process: trans, trans-farnesyl diphosphate biosynthetic process. The transcript is spliced from 10 exons. Gene Ontology annotation, molecular function: (2E,6E)-farnesyl diphosphate synthase activity; dimethylallyltranstransferase activity. The record is from RefSeq and is a predicted model, not a curated record. The coding region runs from base 587 to 1852 and encodes 421 amino acids.